Messenger RNA from Rodentolepis nana, 2421 nucleotides. The record is from the annotation of a GenBank genome assembly. Lineage: Eukaryota; Metazoa; Platyhelminthes; Cestoda; Cyclophyllidea; Hymenolepididae.
AUGAAGACGUCUUAUACAGAUUUUUUGGUUGUUGACAACGAAAUUUAUUCCUCGGAUGAGGACGAACAGGAAAUUCCUUUCAGCAAGUCCUCCUAUCGAGCAUUCUCUCCACUGCUAGAUCAUUGGGAACAGCGCAUCGUGCGAUGUCUUUUCAGUGACAAUUUGGAUUGCUUCAUCAAGUCGUGUGCUGAAACCGCCAUGUUUAUUCGGAAGCAUGUCAUAGUUAAUUACAUAGAAAAUUUGCCUUUGUAUAGAGCAAUGAAGUUUCCAGAUUCCUUGAACCAAGCCAGCAUUAUUCACAUUGUUCUGCUUUUCUCUGCACAUCGAAUUCUCGAGUACCUUCUGAAUGAAUAUCCAGCAUCCAAAAUCUGGAGCACAACAGAAGAAGGAAUCAAUGCCCUCCACGUUGCAGCUGCUUUAGGUGACUAUAUGGCUCUUCGAAUGCUUCUUCAAAGGAAAGACGCUCCUAUCAGUAAAAGUGAUAAGCUGAAACGAACAGCCUUGCAUUAUGCUGCGGAAACCAACUUGGAAUCUGUUAUCACUCUCUUGUCUUUUGACAAGCAAUUACUGACAUGCAAAGACAUUAAUGAGUUAACACCUCUUCAAUUCAUUCGUAAUGAGCGUCAGCCAAAAAUGAACCAGUUUCUCAAGUUCCACACUGAACUCAUUGAGAAAAGCGAAGGGAAUGAGGAGAGUGGAGGAGCUGACAGUGGAAAGGCCAUCAACAUGCGAAAUUUGAUGGAAGCCCCAUUACUUUUCGACACCUAUGUCUGCAUUUACCAAGCCCAGAGGCAGGACAACAUUUGUGAGAAUUGUAACACCAGAAGCAAUAAUCAUGAAAUUUUCUCCGAAAAUGACGCUUUCACUCGUGUGAUAGCCAGCAGAAAGUACGGUUUCGUUCGACGUCCAACUAACACUUUUGGUCAGUUUGAGAAGACCUUCUCGCCGGUCGUUAGUCAAUAUAUUAGAUUGGCGGAGAGUACCACCGUUGAGAAGUUGGAAUUACUCUUGUUUGAUCUUUGGCAAAUGCCGAAACCAGGUUUGAUUCUCUCCUUCUACGGGACUGAUCCCGUCUCUCCAUCAUUGCAGAAACUCCUUCAAAAAAGCCUGGGUCGUAUUACUAGACAGACCAGAACAUGGAUCUUGACAGAUGGUCGAGAAAAGUGUGCUGGUGAUGUGGUUUCGAAAGUUGUGAAGGCCCACGCUGAAGCAUACGGUAUGCACCAACUGCAAGUCAUUUGUUUGGUUCCUUGGCGAAAACUCUACAACUCCCAUGUUCUUCGAUGCAGUGACUAUAUGGGAAGAGAACAAAUGGCUUUUCCAAAAAAGCCCCCAGAAAACGAUACCAGAAUCCAACUGGCAGAGAACCACACCCAUUACAUAUUCCUCGAUUCAAGAGAAAAUCUUAAAGAUCUUCCACUCUGCAGAACGCAAUUCGAAGCUUUUGUUGGUCAUCUUAGUGAUCACAUUGGUGGUGCGUCGGAGCUUAGCGGUGACAAGGAGAAUCAUCUUUUAUCUAGCCGCAAACAGCUACUCGAUCAGGGCAUGCCUAAACGCCUCAAUUCACCCUUUCGGUUACCUAAAGGCUUGACAAGUAACUUUCCUUUGUGUGUACCUCUGAUUGAUUUAGCUAACCGUGUACCGGUAUGUGGAAUUCUUAUUGAGGGAGAUCGAUCGAAUUUACUUGGAAUUUCCUAUGAGGAUUCUGUGGAAAUGGAUGCGCGGAUAUUACAGUCAUUUGUAAAGCCAGAGCUAUUUGAGGGAGUAGACGAGGAGGAGAGUUGGGAUUUCAAGAUCCGUAUCGCACUUUCCCUGAACAGAAUGGAUAUUCUUCCAGAAAAUAUGUUCUCUCGUGUUCAUUGGAAGGAUAAGAAAGGAAUGAAAGAGCUAGUCACCAAAUGUCUCAAGGAGAACAACGCGAAAUUUAUUCGCCUACUUGUAGACUCGGGCUUUCCCUUGCACGAGUAUAUCGAUGACAACUUGCUCGCAAAACUCUAUAAAGAUGAUUUUAAUAGCAAUGAUCCAAGAUUCGAAUUCUUUAGAAAAUAUGUCCUCUCCCUCACACCGAUUCCUCAAGUGUUUCGGUGGGCACAAAUAAGGAAAAUAGUCAAAAGCCUCCUGGGAUUCGAACCUGGAAUACGUUUGGCGUCACCAAAGUCGAGAGCUCGGAGAGCAGCCAGUCUUGAUGUUCUACUGACCCUGUCAGAAAACAGAUAUGAGUGUAAUGAUGGAGAAGAAAUUCUACUUCAAUUACUGAUUUGGUCAUUCCUUUGUCGUCGUUUCGAUCUCUCUCACCUCAUUUGGACCCUCAUGAAGGAUGCUAUCCCCACAGCUCUCAUGUUGGCAUGCUUAGCUAGGAAAAUGCUCCUUCAACAGCAGUCACAACGAGAAGUCACCGAAUUGGAUAAGAUGGCUGAGUAA